Messenger RNA from Vitrella brassicaformis, 4511 nucleotides. The record is from the annotation of a GenBank genome assembly. Lineage: Eukaryota; Vitrellaceae.
CGAAGGUGUUCAGCUCUUGGAGGUCUUUCAGAACUGCCCUCAUGUCACCCAAACAGGCAUCUGUGGUGAUCUUCUUCCUCUGGCUCUCCGCGACAGGCGAGGCCACAACCCGCCUCACUCAUGGCUUCAUCCCACCUCCAGCCAGCCAGAUCUCGCGGUUCGGCAGCCCGAGUGCCCUGAUGCGCCGCUCUGGCUUGAAGGAUGUCUUCCCGCAUGCCUCACAGUCGGCCUCUCCGCUGCGGAUGAAAGGCGACGACAGCGAGGAUGACGACGAGGCAGCACGGUUCAGCUGGAAUGCGUUUGGGAGGCGGGCGACCUUCGCCGGACUGACGGCCAUGCUCCUGUCGGCGCCUGACUGGAACGUACGUCACAGCAUGACACGCCUGUGAAAGGAGCUCUCAUGUGCAGUGCACGUGUUGUGUCUGUGUCCCUGUGUGUCUGUAUCAUGUAGGUGUCUCCUGCGGCAGCCCAGGAAGCCUUGCGGAGUUACUCGCAGUUCCUGGACAUGGUUGAGCAGAAGAAGUUCACGACUGUGCUGUUCAGCGAGGAGGGGACCAGACUGACAGCCAUAGACAUCGAUGGUCGGUCGGUCUGUCGGUCACACACACGUCGAAAGCAAGGUGCUCUUCACCGCUUGUGUGUGUGUGGCAUGUCUGUCUGUGUGUGUUGUGUGUGCAGGCAACCAGUAUGUGUUGGAAGGCAUCCCUAAUGACCAGAAUCUGCUCAAGACUCUCAGAAAGUACAAAGUCGACUUCUCUGUCCAGUCGCCCGAACCCGUAAUGAAACCACACACACACACACACACACACACACAGCGACCCCACCUGCAGCAUGCAUGAGCACAAAUGCCCCUUUGGCCUGGCCUGUCAGUCGCCCAAUUGGGUGCGGGCCAUUGUCACCUUCUUUCCGUGGCUGAUUCUGGGGAGUCUACUCUUUUUCACCGCACAGAUGGGUCGGGGCGGCGGCCAGCAGGGCGGACAGCAGAGCGGCGGCGGUGGGGGCGGACUCCUCGGUACCCAGGGACGGAGGGAGUGGGGCGAAGAAUGCGGGGCAUGGCUGUCUGUGUGGGUGUCCGUAUCAGGUCGGUUCGGUCAGAUGAAUGCCAAGUUCGACAUGAAGCCCGACACGGGCGUCAACUUCUCCCAAGUGGCUGGACAGGACGAGGCCAAGCAGGAGCUGGCCGAGAUCGUCACAUUCCUCAAGGACCCAAGUCAGUUCACAAAAAUGGGCGCCAAGAUCCCGAAAGGCGUCAUCAUGGAGGGACCACCCGGUAAGUCCUUCUGCACACACACACACACACACACACACACCACAUGUCCACACACACGUCCACACAGAGGGAGUCACUGCGUGCUGUGUGUGUGUGUGUGCGUCAGGCACCGGUAAGACGCUCUUGGCGAAGGCUGUCGCCGGCGAGGCGGGGGUCCCCUUCUUCUCAACCAGUGGGUCCCAAUUCGUAGAGGUCAGUCAGGAACUAACGACAUGAUCACACAACACAGGGAGGCGGGUGCCUCAACUGGUACUGAUUGAUGAGUGCAUUCAGGUGUUUGUGGGCAUCGGCGCCUCACGUGUGCGUGACCUCUUUGCCAAUGCCAAGCGAGUGAGCCCCUGUAUCAUCUUCAUCGACGAGAUCGACGCCAUCGGCCGCUCACGUGCGUCAGGAGGCUUCAUGCCGCAGAACGACGAGCGAGAGCAGACACUCAACCAGCUCCUGGCCGAGAUGGACGGCUUCACGGGCAACCAGGGUGUGGUGGUGGUGGCGGCCACCAACCGUGCAGACAUCCUCGACAACGCACUGCUGCGCCCCGGCCGAUUCGACCGGCGAGUGCAGGUCAACCUUCCUGACCUACCGGUGAGUGAGUGCAUGGCAUGUGUUGGCUGCUGCUUACUUGGUGCGGUGCCGAAUUCGAUUGGCAUGCUGUGCUGUGCUGUCUGUGUGUAUCGAUUCAAUCGAUUGUCAGGCGCGUCGGGCCAUUUUGGAUGUGUAUGUCAAGGGCAAGCCCAUGGCCGACAAUGUGGACCUUGACUCCAUCGCGGCGCGCACGACCGGAUUUUCCGGCGCAUCACUCGAGAACCUCAUGAACGAGGCCGCCAUAUUUGCUGCCAGAAAGGGCAAGGAGCUCAUUGAGACCGACGACGUCGAUGCGGCUCUCGACCGCAUCAUGCUUGGGUCAGAGAAGACCAACAGGGCGCUCUCAGAGCGGGUCAAGACGCUCACGGCCUACCAUGAAGCCGGCCACGCCCUCGUGGGGGCCUUCCUGCCGGGCUACGACGCAGUGCAGAAAAUCUCCAUCAUCCCCCGCACAGGCGGCUCCGGAGGCGCCACCUUCUACCUCCCCGCAGAGGAGCGCCUCACUAGCGGAAUGUACUCGGUCGACUACCUGCAAGUCAGAGACAUGAGGAGAUGAGGGGCCCACCCGCCCCACCGUCAAUGUGUGUCUGUCUGUCCGUUGUCUGUCUGUCUUCAGAAUCAGCUUGCGGUAGCUCUUGGUGGUCGUGCUGCUGAGGAUGUCGUGUAUGGCCCUGAGCACGUGACGACGGGUGCGUCGAGCGAUUUGCAGCAAGUGACGCGCAUCGCCCGCAGCAUGGUGACGCAGUACGGCAUGAACGACAAGGUCGGUCAGCUCAACGUGGAGGACGCUAUGAUGAGGCAGGGGAUGGCGCCAUUCCUCGAGACCUCUGAGGUCAGUCACUCAGUCAGUCAGUCAGUCAGUUAGCAGCAAAAGGUCCGUCCCUUUCAAGCAUGCUAUAGGCUGGGAUUGCAUGGCAUGUAUGUUAUGUGUGGAUGUGAUAUAUGUGUCCAGGCCACGAAGGAGACAGUGGACCGUGAGGUGCGUCAGGUGGUGUCAGACGCGUACGCCAAGGCCAAACAAAUCCUCCAGGACAACAGGUACGAACGUAACGAAACAGACCGACCGACCCACACACGCACACACACGCUUUCCCCUCUCCCGGUGUUUCAUUCAGAUUGUUGCUGGACGAGACGGCCCGUCGUCUGGUUGAGAGCGAGAUGCUGAGUGGGGAGCAGUUUAGCAGCCUGGUGGCGGGCUACAAGGCCGCUGAGCCCAACCACGCAAUCAAGAAGACCAAGAGCAACCCCUUUGCAUUCUCAUGAAUGAAGGACACCAACGGUAGAGUUUCGUUUCGUUUCGUUUGGUUUUGUUUUGUUGUAUCGCGGCUGGCUGCAUUGUGUGUGUGUAUACCUUUCUGCCUACCUAGUGGAUGAGCCGUUGUGUAUUGUACAUAGAGAGUAGGGAUGGGUCGGCGGGUGAAUGUCUCUGUCUAGUCCUUUGUAGCUAGGUGAAGAGAGAGAGAGAGGCGACACACAAGCGAGCGGGCGAGCGAGCAACCUGCCUGCCUUCCUGCCUGCCACGGGGAGGGCGUUUUCCUAUCGCAUCUAUCUGUAGUGUAUUCGCGUGAGGUUGACAUGCUUGAUCCCUCCUGUCACGUGUCUAGCGUUGCCUUGAGUGAGGUGAACAUGACAUCUCACGGCCGAGAUGUCAGUGCCGCCUCGCUGGACGAAGCGCGAGACGCAUGACAGACAGGGGGACAGACGCGAAGGCGGCACCAGGAAGGGAAUCUGUCUCGUGUCGUGUUGUGUGUUCUGGUUGGGUGUCCUGCGUGUCUUACUUCUUCCGUACCGCCAAAUGUACGCCUCUUCCCCGGGGUGUCAUUUGCCGGUGCGGAAGGAGGGCUGAGACGCAUGACACACCAAACAGUGAGUGACACACAUAGCGUGGCCACAGGCCGUGUGGCUCUGUCUUGUCUAUGUGGAUGGAUGAACGAAGCCAUCAGUGAGAGACGAGGGGGCCGGCAGAGAGGGUACUUCUUUUCUUUAUCCUCCGUCACAUACGUAUCGAGUUGCUGUGUCUGUGAGUGUGCAUAGCCAGCUGUGUGUCCUUUUGUUAUGUUCCCCCACAUGGAAAGUUUUGUUUGGUGGUUCCCCCUCGAGUUGUGUGCAUGUGUGUUUUAUCCCCACGUGCAGUGCAAUCAGUGGACGCACCCAUGUAUGUAUGUAUGUAUGUAUGUAUGUAUAUCUACCUCUCUGUCUGUCGACCAUCUGUGUGUGUGUACCAUAUGUAGUACGCUGGUUGGUUGCCUGGCUGCCUUCCUUGGUAAGUACCACCUGUGCCCGUCCGUUUCUAAGUGUGUGUAUACAUCUAUCUCACCCAUUGCAAUACGUAAGAGAGAGGGAGAGAGAGAACCGGCAGGCAGGUCUUUUUCCGUGUGCGUGGCUUAGGUUACAUCGGCACCAAGUGUCCUCCAUCAAGCUUGAUGCAUGGAGCGGUUGUGUGGGAGCGGAGGGGUUGUGUGGAUGAGAUGAGUGCGACAGAGAGUGAAUAGAGGGGGGAGGGGGGGGAGCCAUUCAUUUAUUCACAUGUGUGUGAUGUGUGCAUGGUGGUGCUGAGUGACACACGAACGAGCCUCGGUGGGCUGGGCGGUGUGCUGCCAGUGUGUGAAGAUGAAGAUAUAUAUAUAUCUGCCCAGGCAGUGAAAUGGGCGGUGUCUGC